Ostreobium quekettii is the source of this 321-nucleotide messenger RNA. The record is from the annotation of a GenBank genome assembly. NCBI's taxonomy places the organism in Eukaryota, Viridiplantae, Chlorophyta, Ulvophyceae, Bryopsidales, Ostreobiaceae.
AUGUGCGGCCAAGAGCUGCGCCCAAAGAAGGGCUGGCAAACCCCCCAGUGGUCCAAGGACGGAGGUCUCUUGGUGGCAGAAAGACGAAGGGUGGCUGUUCCCAGUGGGAGACAGGGCCCAUCUGUGUCUGUUCCUGCUUUGAUUGGUACAGCAGAGCCCCCUCCAGUAGCCUUGGCCCCAGGCCUGGCAGGCGUUCCGUCUGCAGCCCAGGACUGUGGGGUAUGGCUUAGCUCAGAACAGUCUGCAAAGGGCAGCGUUAUCAGCUGUAAACUAAUUUGGGCGCAUUCAGGAGCAAUUUCGUGUUGGUUGCUUGAAGGUUAG